AUGUGGUUGUGGAUGGUGGGAUUCAUUGCUGAGACAGUCAGGGUGUUGAGUUCAGGUCUGUCCUGUGGUCUACGGGGCAGAUCUGUCUCAGAGAGCCUGUAUAAAGAGGGAGAUGUGAUAAUUGGUGGACUGUUUCCUGUACACACUGAAGCACCAGUGCCUGAACAUGCUUUCACUCAAAUACAGCAUGGAGCUCGAUGCCAGGGUGUUGACCUUCGUUCAUACCGCUGGCUCAAAGCUAUGAUCUUCACAGUGGAGGAGAUUAAUCGUGACCCUGUCCUGCUUCCAAAUGUUACCCUGGGGUAUCUGGUAACCGACACCUGCCUGGCUGAGGGCACGACCCUCAGUGCUGCUUUAGCUUUGGUAACGGGGCAGGAGGAGACUGUGUCGGGAACAGAGUGCAAUGGGGCCCCAGUGGUGCCUGUCAUUAUCGGAGAUGCCCGUUCCUCUGCCUCAAUAGUGGUGGCUGACACGUUGGGAGUGUUUGAUAUCCCCAUGGUGAGUUACUUCGCCUCUUGUGACUGUCUUAGUGACAGUCGCAGAUUUCACACAUUCUUGCGUACUGUUCCCAGUGAUGCCUUCCAGGCCAUGGCCAUGGCCCACAUGCUGCGCCUACUGGAAUGGACCUGGGUGGGUGUGGUUGCAGGAGAUGAUGAAUAUGGCAAAAGUGGUGUGCAGCUGCUCUUAAAAGAGCUGGAGUUUUCAGGGGUCUGUGUGGACUACCUUGAAAUCAUUCCAAAGUCACAUUCACAGAGCAGAAUCAGGCGGAUUGUGCAGAGAAUUCAGACCUCCACAGCUCGUGUGGUGGUAACCUUUGCCAUCGGCCCAGACUUAGAAGUCAUAUUCAAAGAAAUUGUUAUGCAGAAUGUGACCAACAGGCAGUGGAUAGCCACAGAGGCUUGGAGCACUUCCACUCAGUACUCUGAUCCAGCGAGUAUUCCUCUCCUAGAUGGUACCAUCGGCUUUGCCCUGCGCAGGGCUGAUAUUCGGGGUCUUGUGGCUUUUCUUGCCCAGCUGAGCCCUGAGAGGCAGCCAAAUGAGCCAUUCGUAAAAGAUGUAUGGGAAGAAAUUUUUGGGUGCUCGCUGGCACAGGACUGGCAGCCUUCAUUUAAAAGACCAAAGUGCACAGGCUCAGAGGAUGUGGUGAAGCAUGGGCGCAUCUAUACAGAUGUCACACAGCUGAGAGUCACUUACAAUGUGUAUAAGGCUGUAUAUGCUAUUGCCAAUGCUAUUCAGAACAUGAUGGCCUGUCAGCCUGGUAGAGGGCCAUUUGAAAAUGGAAAAUGUCCUGAUGUGACCCGAAUAAAGCCCAGACAGCUAAUGCACUACUUAUAUGCAGUAAACUUCACAACACCAGUGGGUGAGCUGGUCUAUUUUGAAGAUAACGGAGAGCCAUCUGCCUCUUAUGACAUUAUGAACUGGCAUGUAGAUGAAAGCGGAGCAGUGAAUUUUGUCCAAGUGGGACAGUUUGAUGCAGCCAAAGGACCAGGCCAGGAGCUGAACAUAAACCUUGAACGAGUGGUUUGGGGUGGGGGCUGGACUGACCAGGUGCCUGUGUCUGUGUGCAGUGCAAGCUGUCCCGCAGGCACCAGGAAGGCUGUAAAGAGAGGAAAACCAGUCUGCUGUUUCGACUGCCUCCCUUGUGCAGUAGGGGAAAUCAGUAAUGUGACAGACUCUACAGAGUGUAUGAAAUGUCCGGAGCGGUUCUGGUCAAACAUUGAGAGGACAAGGUGCAUCCCAAAGAUUGUGGAGUUUCUGUCCUUGCAAGAUACUAUGGGAAUUGUGCUGACAGUUUUAUCUGUCACUGGGGCAACACUAACCACAUCUGUUCUAGCAGCCUUUUUUCAUCACCGUGACACACCCCUUGUGCGAGCCAACAACUCAGAGCUGAGCUUCCUGCUGUUGGUAUCACUCACACUCUGCUUCCUUUGUGCAUUAGUUUUCAUUGGCCGGCCUGCACCUUGGAAUUGCAUGCUACGUCACACCCUGUUUGGAGUAAGCUUUGUGAUUUGCAUCGCCUGCGUCCUCAGUAAGACUGUGGUGGUGCUGGUGGCUUUUCGGGCCACUCUGCCUGGAUCGAACCUGAUGCAAUACUUUGGGCCUAUCCAGCAGAGGGCAGGCAUCUUCCUUUGCACACUGAUUCAGUUUGUCAUUUGUUUGCUGUGGCUCUUGCUGGCUCCCCCCCUGCCCACAGAAAGUACAGGAGGUGAGCUUGGUGCUCGGGUGAUCCUCCAGUGCACGGUAGGAUCCGUAGUGGGGUUUGUACUGGUGCUGGGUUAUAUCGGCCUACUUGCAGUAGUUUGCUUCUUGCUGGCUUUCUUUGCUCGGAAGCUCCCAGACAAUUUCAAUGAGGCUAAAUUCAUUACUUUCAGCAUGCUGAUCUUCUGUGCUGUGUGGAUUGCAUUUGUUCCAGCAUAUGUCAGCUCACCAGGGAAAUACACAGUGGCUGUGGAGAUUUUCGCCAUUCUAGCCUCCAGUUACGGCCUGCUUCUUUGUAUUUUUACUCCAAAGUGUUAUAUAAUAAUGCUUAGACCUGAAAAAAAUACAAAAAAGAGCAUGAUGGCCAGAUAAGGAUAAAAACAAAUUGCAGACUUUUGUGAGAAAUUGCGUUUUUCAUGAAGAUAAUAUCUAUUUAUAUGUAGAAAUCAUUUUAAUAUUAUAUAAAUGCAUAAUGCAAUGUUUUAUUUCAAA
Xyrauchen texanus (razorback sucker) is the source of this 2691-nucleotide messenger RNA. RefSeq names its product extracellular calcium-sensing receptor-like. The transcript is spliced from 6 exons. Lineage: Eukaryota; Metazoa; Chordata; Actinopteri; Cypriniformes; Catostomidae. Gene Ontology annotation, molecular function: G protein-coupled receptor activity. Gene Ontology annotation, biological process: G protein-coupled receptor signaling pathway. The record is from RefSeq and is a predicted model, not a curated record. Gene Ontology annotation, cellular component: membrane. Bases 1 to 2571 code for a protein of 856 amino acids.